Messenger RNA from Acanthocheilonema viteae, 681 nucleotides. The record is from the annotation of a GenBank genome assembly. NCBI's taxonomy places the organism in Eukaryota, Metazoa, Nematoda, Chromadorea, Rhabditida, Onchocercidae.
AUGGGGCUCUCAGAUAACGAUGUGCAGAAACAAUUACGACAUAUGAUCGCAUUUAUUGAACAAGAAGCAAUUGAAAAAGCCGAGGAAGUUGAUGCAAAGGCGGAAGAGGAAUUCAAUAUUGAAAAGGGCCGUCUUGUCCAGCAACAACGAACCAAGAUUUUAGAAUAUUAUGAUAAGAAAGAAAAGCAGGUCGAACUUCAAAGAAAAAUUCAGAGUUCGAACAUGCUUAAUCAGGGACGCCUAAAAUGCUUAAAAGCACGUGAGGAUCAUUUAAAUAAGGUUCUGGAAGAAGCGCGGUUGAGUUUGAGUCGAAUUUCUGGAGAUUCCACCAAAUAUCCAUCAAUCUUGAAAGGUUUAAUCUUGCAGGCAUUGUUCCAAUUGCUGGAAAGAGAAGUUACAUUACGUUGCCGUAAAAAAGAUGAACCGUUGGUUGAAAAACUCAUACCGGAAUGUCUUGACGAACUUGAGCAGCAGUGGGGUGAACGUACAAAGGUAAAAAUCGAUACUACUGAAUAUUUACAUGAUGAAAGUGCUGGUGGAGUAGAAAUUUCAGCUAGAAAUGGUAAAAUAAAGGUUUCAUCGACACUUGAAUCUCGUUUAGAAUUGAUUGCUGCUCAGCUUGUACCUCAAAUUCGUGUAUCUUUGUUUGGUGAAAAUCCGAAUAGAAGAUUCUUUGAUUGA